AACAAAGCUCUCCAGAACUGUGUCUCAGCGCAGCUAAAAGGAUCCCUGGCAAAGAUCCCUACCGAACACUUAAAAGGAAGAAGUGGGAUACUAGAGGUCUUGAUCUUUUAUCAAGGGUUGUUUUUGGCUUGGCUGUUCUCCUAAGAAGAAAGGCAAAGAAAGAAUACCCUGCAGAUUAACAUGUCUAAACAGCCGGCAUCCAAUAUCAGAUCUAUCCAGGCUAAUAUCAAUAUUCCUAUGGGAGCGUUUCGACCUGGUGCCGGCCAGCCACCCAGAAGAAAAGAAAUUUCAACUGAAGAAGAACCGCAUGUCCCAAUGCAUGAAUCUGAAGAAAAGAAUGAAGAAAAGAAACCUAUUCCAGGAGCAGUCAAACUUCCAGGGCCUGUAUUCAACCUCUCAGAAAUCCAGAAUGUAAAAAGUGAACUCAAAUUUGUACCAAAAGCAGAAGGAGAAUAGUUUUAUAUGAAAGAUCUAGCAAGAAUAACCAGAGAGAAGCCUCUUUAUGAAGAAUAGAAACCAGCAAAAUAUUUUAUACAUUUGUAUAAAUACUGUAUACUAAAUAAAUUAUUGAAUACUGUA
Xenopus tropicalis (tropical clawed frog) is the source of this 579-nucleotide messenger RNA. It is a transcript of the gene smpx, whose product is annotated as small muscle protein X-linked. The record is from RefSeq and is marked provisional. The transcript is spliced from 5 exons. Bases 181 to 456 code for a protein of 91 amino acids. Lineage: Eukaryota; Metazoa; Chordata; Amphibia; Anura; Pipidae.